AUGAAGACAAAUUACCUCUGGGGCGUCACUGCCCUGGCAAAAGUGGUACUCACCUCCAACCUCCAACAGCCAUUAGGCGGGAACCUCCAACCUGGAACAGCGCAUCUGUCCGAGCUUGACAGUAUCGUCGCUUCAUCACCUCUUCUGUCCUUUCAUAGGGAUAUUGUGGAGAUCCCAUCUGUCACGGGCGAUGAGAAAAACGUCGGAGAAUUCGUCUUAGACUUUCUAUCGUCACACAACUGGACAGUAGAAAAGCAAACCGUCAUUCCCGAAUCCGGUGAAGAUAAAGAACGAUUCAAUAUAUAUGCUUACAUCGGCAAUAAUCGAUACCCGGACGUGCUACUGACCAGCCAUAUCGACACCGUUCCACCUUUCAUUCCUUAUUCUCUUCGUCCGCCAGCGGCAGGAGGAUCGUCAUUCAGUCGAAAGGACCUGGUCAUUGCAGGCCGUGGCACUGUAGAUGCCAAAGCAAGUGUAUCAGCAAUAGUUUUUGCUGCUAUCGAGACUCUUCGAGACAACCCUGAUGCCUCAAUCGCGCUAUUAUUCGACGUCGGCGAGGAACGAUUCGGUACGGGAAUGAAGCAUUUCUCAAACUCAGAUCUAAACACGAAUCCACCUACAUUCCAUACAAUCAUCUUCGGAGAGCCUACCGAGCUCAGCCUCGUUGCCGGUCACAAAGGCUCGUUGGGAUUGAAGGUGAUCGCCAAAGGCAAAGCAGCCCACUCAGGAUACCCCUGGCUGGGGAAAAGUGCGAUCUCAGCUAUCCUCCCUGUCUUGUCCCGUCUCGAUAAUCUUGAAAAUAUCCUCCCCGAGGAUGGUGGACUUCUUCGAAGUGAGAAGCUGGGCAAGUCGACUUUGAAUAUCGGUCAGAUUUAUGGCGGUGUCGCUGGGAAUGUCGUUCCAGCGUACGCUGAAGCAUCAGUCUCGGUUCGCCUUGCAGAGGGAACACCGGAGGACACAAGAGAGAUUCUCCAGCGAGCGGUCGAUGAAGUAACUGGAGGAGAUGGCAGUGUAUUCUUAGCCUUUGGCGAACCGAAAGCCGGGGGUGCGCCGCCUCAAUAUUUCGAUGCGGACGUGGAGGGAUUUGAGGUUAUUACUGUGAAUUAUGGGACAGAUGCUGCGUCUCUGCAUAUCCAUGAUGAAGGGACUCGAAAAGUGCGCAGGUAUCUCUAUGGGCCUGGAACUAUUCAUGUCGCACACGGUGACGAUGAAGCUAUCACGGUAGGAGAUCUGGAGGAAGCUGUAGACGGUUACAAAAGAUUGAUCUCGGCUGCGCUACGACGUUCGUGA
Messenger RNA from Penicillium cataractarum, 1290 nucleotides. RefSeq names its product M20 family metallopeptidase. Gene Ontology annotation, molecular function: hydrolase activity. The record is from RefSeq and is a predicted model, not a curated record. The transcript has a single exon. Bases 1 to 1290 code for a protein of 429 amino acids. NCBI's taxonomy places the organism in Eukaryota, Fungi, Ascomycota, Eurotiomycetes, Eurotiales, Aspergillaceae.